Molecule: messenger RNA, 1299 nt
Organism: Perognathus longimembris pacificus (Pacific pocket mouse)
Lineage: Eukaryota; Metazoa; Chordata; Mammalia; Rodentia; Heteromyidae
Gene: B3galt5
Product: beta-1,3-galactosyltransferase 5
Cellular component (GO): membrane
Molecular function (GO): N-acetyl-beta-D-glucosaminide beta-(1,3)-galactosyltransferase activity
Source: RefSeq, a predicted model, not a curated record
AUGGUCUUGAGCCGAGCCCGGCAGGCGCCGGCUGCUUCUAGAUUCCUCCUUCUGACCGGCUGGGCCCUGGAGCUGCGCCCGGUGUGUUUGGAAGGGCGGUUUCUGGAGCCAGGGAGCCCCCGGGGCAGCGCACGACGCGCACCCGGACACACGCGAGCUUUGGGCACCGCAGCCCCCGGGGGAGCUGUGGAGGUGGCCACGCAGGUAGCCAUCCUCGCGGAGAAGGAGGACAAGUCCCUGCCGUUCAGCGCGGGGCGUUCGGAUGGCACCGUGGGCUCCGGCCGGCCCGGAACGCUGCGCGUGUGCCGGGCCCCCGGGCUCCGGCCCGCGGCGUGGUUCCCGCGCGAGGCUCCGGGGACGCGGACACCAUGGCGUUUUGCGAAGAUGAAGCUGGUGUAUGGCUGCCUGGUGGUGGCGGGCGCGCUCUGCCUGUACUUCAGCGUACCCCCGCUGCCCGGGGCGCCGUUCGUGUUCCGGAAGAAGCACGGGAGGUUCCUGCAGCUGCCGGCCGUGGACUGCGGCCGGGAGCCGCCGUUCCUCCUGCUGCUGGUGACGUCCUCGCACGGGCAGGCGGCGGCCCGCGCGGCCAUCCGCAAGACGUGGGGGCGGCCCAGGACGGUGCGGGGCCGGCGGGUGCGCGCCUUCUUCCUGCUGGGGGCCACGGCCAGCCCGGAGCACAUGGCGGCGGUGGCCCGGGAGAGCCAGCAGUACGGCGACAUCAUCCAGAAGGACUUCAAGGACGCCUACUUCAACCUGACCUUGAAGACGCUGAUGGGCAUGGAGUGGGCCCACCGCUUCUGCCCCCAGGCGGAGUUCGUGGUGAAGGCCGACUCGGACAUGUUCGACGUCCACUACCUGACCGAGCUGCUGCUGAGGAAGAACCAGAGCACCCGGCUGGUCACCGGCUACCUGAAGCUCAACGAGCUGCCCAUCCGCAACCGCUUCAGCAAGUGGUUCGUGAGCAAGCACGAGUACCCGUGGGACCGGUACCCGCCCUUCUGCUCGGGCACGGCCUACGUGCUGUCGGGCGACGUGGCCGGCCAGGUGUACAACGUGUCGGAGAGCGUGCCCUUCCUCAAGCUGGAGGACGUGUUCGUGGGGCUGUGCCUGGCCAAGCUGGGGAUCCGGCCCCAGGAGCUGCACUCCCGCCAGACCUUCUUCCCCGAGGGCCUGCGCUUCUCCGCCUGCCGCUUCCGCACCGUCGCCGCCUGCCACUUCGUCACCCCGCAGAAGCUGCUGGCCUACUGGCAGGCCCUGGAGGACGCCCGGGACGAGGACUGCCCGACGGCGGCGGCCUGA